Messenger RNA from Chenopodium quinoa (quinoa), 1760 nucleotides. RefSeq names its product E3 ubiquitin-protein ligase SDIR1-like. The transcript has 9 exons. The record is from RefSeq and is a predicted model, not a curated record. Bases 481 to 1299 code for a protein of 272 amino acids. Lineage: Eukaryota; Viridiplantae; Streptophyta; Magnoliopsida; Caryophyllales; Amaranthaceae.
AAAAAAACAUAGUUGGAUUGACAAAAUAAAUGUUACUCCGUAGGAUUGACAAGGUAAUUCCGUAACUUCUGUUAUUAUCCAACUCCAACCGCUGCGUUUUAAUAAAACUUCAAGUUUUUACAACACAAAAAUAAAAAAAAUGUAAAAAAAUUUCUGGAAAAUUGGAGCUGACGAGAGAGACCUCCCGAGUCAAAAAGUUGUGCGCAACUCGGUCUCCGACUCUCAACGCGUCUGAGUCACACCGCCGGCUUUCGUUGUCUACAAUUCUAAACCUCUCAAAAUUCUUUCAAUUUUUUAAUUGAGUUUGUUAUUUAGGAUUUAGUAUACUCAAGAAAAAAUUUGAUCAAUUUGAUUUUGAUCAAAUUUUGAGUUCAUUUUGUUCUAUUCUACUCACAAUUUCUGACACGAUUAAUCGGAAGCUCUUCAUACAACAUACAGAUUAAUAUUUUACCGAAGUUCGUUUUGUGAAAUUAUACGAUCAUGAGUUUUGUGUUUCGAGGGUCUCGAGCUGACAUCGAGAAUGCUUUUCCAGGAAUGAUUCCUGAACGGCGUGUGCGCAUUCAUGCAGCACGGCCAGUGAAUACCAAUUCACUUGCUUUUCUUGUAACUGUACUUUUGAUCUUCAUGAUUCUAAAUUCACAUCAAAUGUCACCGAAUUUUUUGCUCUGGCUGGUAUUUGGCUUCUUUUUGAUGGCUACUAGCCUAAGAAUGUAUGCCACAUGUCAACAACUUCAAGCACAGGCACAAGCACAUGCUGUAGCAGCCAGUGGCCUACUUCGCCAUACUGAGCUCCGUGUGCAGAUGCCACCAUCUAUUGCAUUUGCCACUAGAGGACGUCUGCAUGGCCUUAGGUUGCAGCUUGCACUUCUUGAUCGGGAGUUUGACGAUCUAGAUUAUGAAACUUUAAGAGCUCUGGAUGCUGACAAUGCACCUGCCGUUCCUUCAAUGAGCGAGGAUGAAAUAAAUGCUCUUCCUGUUCACAAAUAUAAAGUUACCGAUGUGGAAGGUGAUAUGGUAUCAAAGAAGCAGGCAUCAUCUUCAGCGUCUUCUGAGCAGCAGGACAUUUCUAUCAAUGUUGGCAGCUCAAAGGGAAGCUCAGAAGAUGAACUAACUUGUACUGUAUGUUUGGAGCAAGUAAAUGUUGGAGAACUCAUUCGUAGCUUGCCAUGUUUGCACCAGUACCAUGCUAGUUGCAUUGACCCAUGGCUUAAACAGCAGGGAACGUGCCCUGUAUGUAAGUAUAAGGUUGGGACUGGCUGGCAAGAAGACAGCCACGAUGAUGCUUCAUAUAUGGUUUAAAAAGUAGCUCUGUAAUCAUUGCAUUCAGCCUGUUUACGAUUAUAUGUAGCUUUAGUCCUAAGCUGGAUGCCUCUACAUUCAUGUGAAAAAUUAGCUGAUCCCGGAACAUACCAGUAGUAGGAGUAUUUGCUGAUGCCUUGUUAGAAAAUUUAUACACGGCAUGCUCGAUAUGAGAUAAUAGAAUAGACAGAAAGGCAAUGAUGUUUCAUGUGAACAUGACUACAAUAUGGCCUAUAUGUAGCCGUGUUAGGUACUGAAAAAUACCACUGAGUAUGUUCUUCUUUGGGCUAUAGGAUGAAGAUUACAUGUAACAAUGUAACAUUGCCACUCUCUAUAUUUUAUUGUGUACCAAACAAGUCGUCAAGUUUAGCCUCUUGCUUUGCUUUGUAAAUUUAUUAGCAUUAUUAGAGAACCUGCAUUACAUUUUUUUAUUUUAUUGUGAAUUUACUCUGAUUUCCUCC